AUGUCCGAGAGAUUUAUGGAGAAAUCCCUCGCCCUCAAGAUCCCUCGCCCUCAAGAUCCCUCGCCCUCAAGAUCCCUCGCGCUCAAGAUCCCUCGCCCUCAAGAUCCCUCGCUCAAGAUCCCUCGCCCUCAAGAUCCCUCGCCCUCAAGAUCCCUCGCCCUCAAGAUCCCUCGCCCUCAAGAUCCCUCGCGCUCAAGAUCCCUCGCGCUCAAGAUCCCUCGCGCUCAAGAUCCCUCGCGCUCAAGAUCCCUCGCCCUCAAGAUCCCUCGCCCUCAAGAUCCCUCGCCCUCAAGAUCCCUCGCGCUCAAGAUCCCUCGCCCUCAAGAUCCCUCGCGCUCAAGAUCCCUCGCCCUCAAGAUCCCUCAAGAUCCCUCGCGCUCAAGAUCCCUCGCCCUCAAGAUCCCUCGCGCUCAAGAUCCCUCGCCCUCAAGAUCCCUCGCCCUCAAGAUCCCUCGCCCUCAAGAUCCCUCGCGCUCAAGAUCCCUCGCCCUCAAGAUCCCUCGCGCUCAAGAUCCCUCGCCCUCAAGAUCCCUCGCCCUCAAGAUCCCUCGCGCUCAAGAUCCCUCGCCCUCAAGAUCCCUCGCGCUCAAGAUCCCUCGCCCUCAAGAUCCCUCGCGCUCAAGAUCCCUCGCCCUCAAGAUCCCUCGCGCUCAAGAUCCCUCGCCCUCAAGAUCCCUCGCCCUCAAGAUCCCUCGCGCUCAAGAUCCCUCGCCCUCAAGAUCCCUCGCCCUUAAGAUCCCUCGCGCUCAAGAUCCCUCGCCCUCAAGAUCCCUCGCCCUCAAGAUCUCUCGCCCAGAAGAUCCCCUGAAGAUCCUCGCACACAACGUUAGUAAGGAGUAA
Molecule: messenger RNA, 840 nt
Organism: Eriocheir sinensis (Chinese mitten crab)
Lineage: Eukaryota; Metazoa; Arthropoda; Malacostraca; Decapoda; Varunidae
Product: microtubule-actin cross-linking factor 1, isoforms 6/7-like
Exons: 3
Coding region: 1-840 (279 amino acids)
Source: RefSeq, a predicted model, not a curated record